Scaptodrosophila lebanonensis is the source of this 1952-nucleotide messenger RNA. RefSeq lists its product as uncharacterized. Bases 438 to 1826 code for a protein of 462 amino acids. The transcript has a single exon. Lineage: Eukaryota; Metazoa; Arthropoda; Insecta; Diptera; Drosophilidae. The record is from RefSeq and is a predicted model, not a curated record.
GAGGAACUCAUAAAAAUAAUGCGAUUCGUGAACCAAAAUUCAAAAUUGCACAACAUUUAGUUAAUUGACUAAAUGGCGGACGCACAUUAAUUAAACAAUUCAUUGAAAAUGUCAAAAUACUACAGCGUGUGGGCAAUCGAGACCGGGUGCUAAAUGUUGUCGCUCUGACGUGCGUGAGUCACGACUGAGGCGUGAUUGAGGGCGAUUAAGUCGAUGCGCUCUCCAUCUCUCUUUCUCGACGAUGCUCGGAAUGUGUUUGGCAUUGGAAAAUCAUUUGACGACUAUUUUGGAUUUGCUUCAAAAUUCUAGAUCAACAAAAUUUUUUGCCUGCCAGAGACACACGAGAAACGCAAUUAAUUGCUUAGCAGCCUAGGCCGGAUAGGGAACAUCCUGCUUGACAACUUACACAAUAAUACCCAUUUUCGAAAUUAUUCCAAAUGUCCUCGAGUAGGAAUCGCGAGAGGAGACGCGAAGGUGCGACGGGUGGUGAGAGAGGGGGGCGGCUAGACCAGAAACGCAGCGACACUAGCACUAGAUCCCGAAAUAGCACUUCACAGAGCAGAGAUCGGAAUCGGGACUCGCGUGAUCGGGAUAGAGAUGCACGCAAUCGUCCGCGUUCCUCCAGAGAUGUACACGAUGCGGAAGAUUCUCCCUACACCACGGAAGGCGGCGCGACACUAUUGACCAACGACUUUCUGCUGAUGCUGGAAUUGUCGCCACUGCCGGAGGAGGCAUUUGCCCGGAACACGCUCGAGUACAGACAGGCCUGGCUCUGGCUGAACAAGCUGAGUACCCUGAGCUGCAACACAUUGUAUGAGCGACGCAUGCGCAACAUGUACAUGAGCCAUCUGAGUGUCUGCCUCAACCAAAAGCGACUGUAUGGAAUCUUUUUGCAGGUGCCGCCCAUAGAGCUGGAAUGGGUGGACUUUACGGAGACCACUGCGGCGCAGGCAGUGUCGCGCUCCAUGGCACUGGCUGGCUCCAUGAUGGCUGGCAAUAUGACGCAGCACCAACAGCCGAGCAUGAACAUGGGAAUGGACUCGUGCUACAAUCAGCCCCAGAUGCCGCAACAGCAGCAGAGUAAUCUUUAUUCUGGUGGCCCUGCCAUGGAUAGCAGAGCAUCAAUGCCAUGUGGCCCUGAAAUGAUGGGCGCGCCCAGCUCCUUCUAUUUGUCCGACAAUUUCCGUUACACGGGCGGUGAGGCGGACAGCAAAGCCAACACGAAUAAAUCGCCCGAUUCCAAUGCUGAGAAGAUGCAGCCCAGGCAGGGUCGACGAAAACAUCAGAGAUAUAUGCUAACCAGUUCCAGCGACAACUUGACGGACUCACAGAUUCGCUCGAGAUCCUCGCCACCUAAAUUACGCGACACCUACAAGACCCGAGACUUUUCGAAGCUGCAGCAGACAAAGACACGAGAGUCGAGAGAACCACAGCAUCCAUUCGAGACGCGGGAAUCAUCCAGGGCUCGUGAGAGACUCACGACACGAUCACCAUCCCCACCCUGGAAUGAUAAGAUGCUUCAAUUAUUUGGACCGCGGUUUCCCACUGAUGAAGAGGUCGCCAAACGAACUCCAGAGGAGCGGCAAAGGCGCUGCGAUAUGCGUUACUUAUUGGAAUUGGUAAGGUCGGAGUUGCGCGGCCAUAUCGGGCCGGAAAACUGCUUUUUGGAGUACGAAGUGGAGCGGUAUCGUAAGUUCUAUGAAGAACAUAAGCACGAAGAAAACCAAUUCAAGGCCCACAUGGGCUCGAAUGAGAAUGACGAACGUGUGUUUUUGCUGCUGAACAUGCAGAACGAUUUGAUCAAGCUGUUGUCGGAACGAGAUUAAUGUACUCUAAACCUUAUUAUACACUAUAUGUAAUGUUUGUUAGUAAUGCUUUGGAACCCAAUUCUACAAUAAUUUUCAAACGAUUGGGGUUGCCUAAUAAAUAAAACGAAUACUUGAUUAAAAUAA